AUGGCACAUGAUACAGCAGCUCCUAUGGAAAGUUGUUGGAACAUCAAGAAAGAAUAUCAUAUAGAUGAAAAUCUGGGGUUUGCUCUGCCAAGGCCAUUGGAGGAGCUUCCUCACCCUUAUGAUGCCUGGAGUUUUAUUGCUAAAAAUCUUCCUGAAUUGAUUCAGAAUGGAGAACUACGUGCAAAUGUUGAAAAGCUGCCAAAACUCAGCAUUGAUGACCUCCAAGGUCACAAACUGCAGCGCCUUGCACACUUAGUGCUAGGAUACAUCACUAUGGGAUACGUGUGGAAUAAAGGUGAUGAGGAAGAUGUUAAAAAGAUUCUUCCGAGAAAUAUUGCUAUUCCUUACUGUGAACUCUCCAAAAAACUUGGACUGCCUCCUAUCUUGGUUUAUGCAGACUGUGUUUUGGCAAACUGGAAAAAAAAGGAUCCCAAUGGGCCUAUGACUUAUGAGAACAUGGAUAUUCUAUUCUCAUUUCCUGGUGGGGACUGCAGUAAAGGUUUCUUCUUGGUUUCACUCUUGGUGGAAUUAGCAGCUGCUACUGCCAUCAAAGUAUUUCCCAGUAUAUUCAAGGCAGUACAAGAGCAAGACCAGAAUACGCUGCAAAAUGCACUGAGUGAAAUAACUUCCUGUUUGCACAAAGCUCUUGAAGUAUUUCACCAAAUUCAUGACUAUGUGGACCCAAAACUCUUUUUCAAUGUUCUUCGCAUAUACUUGUCAGGCUGGAAAGGAAGUUCCUUGCUGCCAGAAGGCCUGCUAUAUGAGGGUGUUUGGGACACACCAAUGAAGUUUGCAGGGGGCAGUGCAGCUCAAAGCAGUAUCUUUCAAUGCUUUGAUAUUCUUCUGGGCAUCAAACAGGAUGCUGGUGGAGAAUCUGCUAGAUUUCUCCAGGAAAUGCGAACAUAUAUGCCUCCAGCUCAUCAGAACUUUCUUGAAUCAUUACAGACAAGCCCCUCAGUCCGUGAAUUUGUCCUUUCAGUAGAUAAUGACAGUUUAAAGAGCAUCUAUAGUAAGUGUGUGAAGGCUAUGGUUUCCUUGAGAAACUACCAUUUGAAUAUUGUAGCUAAGUACAUUGUUGGACCCGCUCGACUGCAGUCCGAGGGAAAACAAACAUCUGACAAGCCAUCAGAACAGGGCCAAAUAGGAACUGGAGGCACAGAUAUCAUGACUUUUCUGAAGUCUGUAAAACGUAGAACUGAGAUGUUCGAGGUAAAUAUAGAUUAA
Molecule: messenger RNA, 1224 nt
Organism: Suncus etruscus (white-toothed pygmy shrew)
Lineage: Eukaryota; Metazoa; Chordata; Mammalia; Eulipotyphla; Soricidae
Gene: IDO1
Product: indoleamine 2,3-dioxygenase 1
Exons: 10
Coding region: 1-1224 (407 amino acids)
Biological process (GO): 'de novo' NAD+ biosynthetic process from L-tryptophan
Cellular component (GO): cytoplasm
Molecular function (GO): metal ion binding; indoleamine 2,3-dioxygenase activity; L-tryptophan 2,3-dioxygenase activity
Source: RefSeq, a predicted model, not a curated record